Xyrauchen texanus (razorback sucker) is the source of this 6973-nucleotide messenger RNA. RefSeq names its product FH1/FH2 domain-containing protein 3-like. NCBI's taxonomy places the organism in Eukaryota, Metazoa, Chordata, Actinopteri, Cypriniformes, Catostomidae. Gene Ontology annotation, cellular component: cytoskeleton; cytoplasm. The record is from RefSeq and is a predicted model, not a curated record. Gene Ontology annotation, biological process: cortical actin cytoskeleton organization; actin filament network formation; sarcomere organization. Gene Ontology annotation, molecular function: actin filament binding.
CGUCCCGUCUGCAGCAGUCUGCCUCAGCACCUUGCCUGCCCGACAUGACCUUGGAUAUUAGCGACUCUCCUCUCGCAAGAAACUAUUGUAGAAAUACAGAAACCACUAAACACUCGCGUUAAACACUAGAGGACAUCGAGGUACGGCGGAGUGUACCUGCAUUAUUGUCACUUUUACAUUGCGUUUGAAUCUAAAGGAUUUUGUUUAGCCGCAAUAUACUCUUUUUUGUUGUUGCUGUGCCGACUUUUCUUAAACCGACGUGUAUGGAUGUAUCAUGGCUACGUUUGCAUGCAGGGUGCAGUUCUUAGAUGAUACUGAUCCAUUCAAUAGCACCAAUUUUCCGGAGCCGACCAGACCCCCGUAUUUUACAUUCAGAGAGGAUAUUCCGCUCAUCAAUCAGAUCGCUGGAGUUCACAGACUUUUGAAAGCACCACAAAAGCUCGAUGACUGUGCUUUACAGUUGUCUCAUAAUGGCAGUUAUCUGGACCUGGAAUCCACCUUGGCCGAGCAGAGAGAUGAACGUGAAGGCUUUCAGGAGGAUGGAGGGAGGGGAAAGAAACACAGUAUUGUGCUGAGAACACAGCUGUCUGUCAGAGUUCAUGCCUGCAUAGAAAAGCUCUACAACUCGACCGGACGUGAGUUACGAAGGCUCUUCUCUCUUAAGCAAAUCUUUCAGGAUGAUAAAGAUCUUGUACAUGAGUUUGUGAUGGCUGAGGGGCUCAUGUGUCUUAUUAAAGUGGGAGCUGAGGCUGACCAAAACUACCAGAACUACAUCCUUAGAGCUCUUGGACAGAUCAUGCUGUAUGUGGAUGGAAUGAACGGACUUAUUAGACACAAUCAAACCGUUCAGUGGCUUUAUACAUUGGUGGGAUCAAAGUUCCGGCUGGUUGUGAAAACUGCUCUGAAGUUGCUUCUGGUGUUUGUGGAAUACACUGAGUCUAACGCACCUCUCCUCAUCCAGGCUGUCAACACAGUGGACACCAAGCGAGGCUUUAAACCCUGGUCCAAUACCAUGGAAAUCCUGGAUGAAAAGGAUGGAAUGGACACUGAGCUGCUGGUGUAUGCCAUGACCCUUAUCAACAAGACAUUGGCUGGUCUGGCUGACCAGGACUCAUUCUAUGAUGUGGUUGACAGUUUAGAGGAGCAGGGGAUGGAGGCCAUGGUUCAAAGGCACCUCAACAGAAAGGGCACAGACUUGGACUUAGUGGAGCAGUUCAACAUCUAUGAGAUGACUCUUCGUCAUGAGGAUGGUGAUGAUGAGGCUCAGCCUCCUCCAUCCGGACAUAAGAGCCGGCGUCGGGCCAGCGUGGGGGCCACACCUGAGAGGCGUGGCUUGGAACGACGACGUAGCCGAAGACACUCACUCCAAAAUGGGAAACGUCACACCUCUGCUCCUACUUCCCCCUGCCACAGCAACACCCCCAACAUCUUGCCUUUUAAUGGCCAGAGGAUUGAGGAUAUUAACGAAAGAGAGGAGGAAGAGGAGGAUGAGGAACUACAGAAAACAGAGCUCUCUAGACAGGCAUCUGAAAGCAAAGGCUAUGCAGGUACAUAUCCUGGCAGGUCAGCAGGUGUGUCCAGUGCCCCCUCCACACCCUACAAUGGCUUCAGCUCCACAAGGGGUGAACCUACAGAUAUUAAACCAGACAGGUCGACUUUGGGUGGUUUGUUAACCUCCUCCUACAGGCAGCACCAAGAAUCUCUUAAUGCAGAACGUGAGCGCAGGCGCCUGGAGAGAGAGGAGAGACUCCAGCGGAUUGAAAGAGAGGAGAGGAACCGUUUCAAUCGGGAUUAUGUGGACAAGAAAGAAGAGAUCAGACAAGCUCGAGAAGAAAGAUAUAAGCAAAUUGCACGUCUUGCAGCAGAUGAGAAUGGAAGGGAACAAACAAGAUCAACACCACGGGGACGAACAGAAAUAACCCUUAGCCUGUGUUCAAGAACCACAACCAGCUCCUCACCUCGUACUUUUACUCCUUUGACUGGAGACUCUCAGGAGGGUACACGCUGUCUCCCAUAUCCAGCAAAGGGAGCCAUGUCCGAGUCAAGCCAACCUGUGCAGGCAGCAGUUGCUUGGCCUGCCUCAGAAACCCCCUCUGCCUCUACUUCUGCUUCUGCAUUGCUGUCCGAGCCAUUGGAAGACCAGAGCCCUGUUGAACUUACAAGCAUCACACUCUCUCUUUGUGAAACUAGAACAGAGGCAGAGAGAACUGGCGAAGAGAAGAAAACAGAGGGUGCUGAGGCAGAAGAGUGCAAGGAAAUGUUGAAUGGGAAGGAAGAUGAAAAUAAAGAAGAACCAGAAGGAAUCUGUAAAGAAGAGACUAGCGGAACUGGUAGAGAAGAGUGUGAGAGAGAGCAGAUAUUAGAGGAGAGCGUCGUCUUGAGUGAGAAAGAGAGGCAAAAUGAGGAACUGAAUGAGAAAGAUAACUGCUCUGCCUCCAGCAUCUCUUCAGCCAGCAGCACCCUGGAGAGAGAAGAACGAGAGGAGAAACUUGUCAGUGACAAUGACUCGGGCAAUUGGACAGACUGUAUGAAUACAGCGGAUGUCAGUGAUCAAUGCAAUAAAGUUAUGAACAGCAAACGCUUCAUGCUGGACAUGCUUUACCAAAACAUCCCUGUAGAGGAAGCAGAACAAGUUAAAGAGAAGGAGAACGAGAAAGGAGAUUCAGAUCAGGACUCGUCUGUGAACAGCCUUGUUAGUCGCAUUUCUACACUGGAGGCACAUCGGCAGGCGUGUGAGGAGAACUUGAAGAAGCUGGAUGUGGAGCAUCUGGAUAAUCAGGGUAGUGUGCGAGCAGUGGCUGAGAAAUUUGGAGAUUUGGUCAAAGGACUGGUGUCUCCACAUGAGGUGGAGCAUUCUGGAAAAGUGAAACAACAACCACAGGAAAAGUCUCCACCAGCUCCUUUACCAACACCUCAGAAAAAAGAAUCUGACCACAUUUGGGACCAGCUAAUGGCCAUUCCGCGAGAGCUUCGCAUCAAAGAAUUGGACUUCACAGACUUGAGAGAGGAGGAUGAUGUGGACAUUUUGGAUGUUGGUAAUGUGACUGGGUCAGGUGACCUUCCCCCACCUCCAUGCUUGCCCAACCUUCCGCCUCCACCACCAUUGUUCGGAUGCCCCCCACCUCCUCCUAUCUCUGGCAUGAUGAUGCCCCCUCCGCCACCAUUUUUGGCCUCUUUAUCUCCCCCACAUCUUGGAUCUCCUCAGCUUAGUCGAGGGGAUUCACUGCUCUUCCAGAAAAAGAAGAAGACUAUUCGGCUGUUUUGGAACGAGGUGAGACCCAUAGACUGGCAGUACAACAACCAUAAGAGAUGCAAGGAAUCAUUGUGGUCCAAACUGGACCCCGUCAAACUGGACACAGCCAAGUUGGAAAACCUCUUCGAAACUAAAUCCAAAGAGCUGCCAGUUACAAAGAAAACAGCAGCCGAUGGGAAGCGUCAGGAGAUCAUCGUUCUGGACUCCAAAAGAAGUAAUGCCAUUAACAUCGGCCUGACGGUGCUCCCUCCACCGCGCACGAUCAAAACAGCCAUCCUCAACUUUGAUGAGUAUGCCUUGAGCAAAGAGGGCAUAGAGAAAAUCCUGACGAUGAUUCCUACAGAGGAAGAAACACAGAAGAUUCAGGAGUCCCAGCUGGCAAACCCUGAAACUCCACUGGGCAGCGCUGAGCAGUUUCUCCUCAUUCUCUCCUCCAUCAGUGAGCUGUCCGCCCGACUGCAGCUUUGGGCAUUUAAGAUGGACUACGAUGGCUUAGAGAAGGAAGUGGCAGAGCCACUACAGGACCUGAAGGAGGGCAUGGACCAAUUAGAAAAGAACAAGACGCUGCGCUACAUCCUUUCCACUCUGCUAGCUGUUGGCAACUUUCUCAAUGGGACCAAUGCGAAAGGCUUUGAGCUGAGUUACCUAGAGAAAGUACCUGAGGUGAAGGACACAGUCCACAAACAGUCUCUGCUCCAUCACGUCUGCUCCAUCGUCGUGGAGAAGUUUCCAGACAGUUCAGAUCUCUACUCUGAGAUUGGAGCCAUCACUCGCUCUGCUAAGGUUGACUUUGAUCAGCUGCAGGAAAACCUGUAUCAGAUGGAGCGACGCUGCAGAGCAUCCUGGGACCACCUGAAGGUCAUCGCCAAACAUGAAAUAAAAGCAGCCCUCAAGCAGCGCAUGUCUGACUUCCUUAAAGACUGUGCAGAAAGGAUCAUCAUUCUUAAGAUUGUGCAUCGCCGCAUCAUCAACAGGUUUCACUCAUUCCUGUUGUUCCUGGGCCACCCGCCAUACACGAUCAGAGAGGUCAGCGUCCACCGCUUCAGUAAGAUUCUGAGCGAAUUUGCACUUGAGUACCGCACCACCAGAGAGCGAGUGCUGCAGCAGAAACAGAAGAGAGCCAAUCACCGUGAGAGGAACAAGACCCGUGGCAAAAUGAUCACAGAUAGUGGAAAGUUUGCAGGCACUCCUUUGGAGGGACAGGACUCUCAGACACAGGGUUUGGGCUAUACUGAGGACGCAGCCGAACAUGAGCACAUGACUGCAGUACUUCGGAAUAGCCUGCAGGGCGGCGAUAGUGCCUCCUCUGUACUCCCUGGCCUCCGCACACGAACACGAGCCAGUCGAGGCCAUCUGGAACUUUUGUCAACUGCAAAUGAUGACGCUUCUAAUUGCACAAAUGACACAGCAGAUGAGAUCAUGGAGCGUAUUGUGAAAUCAGCCACUCAGGGCCCCAGUCAGCGCACGCAGCCCCGUGAGAGGAGACGCUCCCGAGCCAACCGCAAAUCCUUAAGACGAACACUGAAGAAUGGUCUUACACCAGAGGAGGCACAGGCCUUGGGAUUGGCCAGCGGCUCUGAGAUGCAAGUGUGAGAUGCUCAGGGCCUCAGCAAACACUCUCCCUCUCUUUCUUUCUCUCGGAAACACAGAAACACACAUCAUCUUGAAAGAGUUUGAUGUGAUGUGGCUCUUGAGCAGGUGCAUUUUUUCAGUUUGUGUUCUACAUGGUUAUUGCUGUGCACUCACAGACUACUGUGAGAAUACUAUACUACUAUACUUAACCUGGGACAUGCAGUCAAAUCUUUUCUCCAUUUACUAGCCACACCCACAUUGGCAUAUUGCAGUGGUUGUGAAUUGGUUUUGUUUCAGGAGCCAGAUUUGGACAUUGGAUAAAGUGGAGUCCCAUCACAGUACCAGAAAAUAUAUAAAACAAAAUCAAUAACAAUAUGUUAAAUUAGACAUAUUAAAAAGUAUUUAUAAUAUUAAAAAAUAUAUAAUUAUAAAUCUUAUUAUUAACCACUGGCAUAUUGCACACUGUCCCAAGGUUCUUAAAACCACUCAGGUGCAAAGUUCAUUGCUCCUACUUUUGAAUGCUAUUUACUUGUGGACUGUUAACUUACUAUCCACAACAAACAAGCACAGUUGUUUCCUGAUGCACAAUGUUUGUAGAUGCUUACACACACAAUGCCUGUAGUAUGCUGAUUGUCCACUUAUCCAGUAAAGAGACUGAAGGCGGUUUCCUACCACUGUGGCCUUGAGAAUGAACCCAAAGAACUGUGUGUUGAAGAAGACUGGAUGCUCUUUCAUUUUCCAUUAGGUCAAAUACAGAUUGCAUUGAUAGUAGCACCUUCAGCAUUCAUUUCUAAUGUAAAUCAUGAUGGAUUCUCUGGCUGUGGUAAAAACUUUUUUUUUUUUUUUUUUUUUUACGUGAUUAAACAAACAGGGCUUCUUGCAUUUCACAUGUCAGGCCGCUUGCAAGCUACUAAAAUGUGUACAACAAUAUGAGAAUAAUAUAAAAAGACCACAUACACUGUUAUCCUAAAAGUCACCUUGUGUGAGCAAAACUUGUUUAACAUGGGUAAAGAUUAUCAUAUUAUUUUGCACACAAAUGCGAGUGAGCUAAAAAAGCCUUCUCUUCCUUUUUCUUCCCUUCGAACGUAUUCAUUUCCGCAUGUGUUUUCUGUCAACAUUGGUAGUAAACAUUGAACCAACUUAAGGUAAAGACUUUAAGACAAUCGUCGAACUAAAUGAAAGGAUUUCGAGCCAUGUUAAUCAAAAAUAGUGAUAUUGUUUUUAACAAAUGAGUGCCUUUUUGUUUUAAUGAUAUGGAAGACCAUAUCUAAGCAUUUCAAUGUGAAUUUGGUUAAUGGCAUUUCAGGAAAAGGGAAAAAGAGGGAAACAUGCAGAUUGGCCUUUAUAGUGCACAUCAAGCUUUAGUGUCUAUAAACUUCUCACUGUUAUGUGUUUGGCAAACCCAUUAGUUGAUCACAUCCCACACAGAUUUACCACAGAGACAACUCCACUGUUUAUGUAAGAAGUACCAUUCAGCACCUUAUCAUGUGUAGCAUGCAAUUUCGAACGAAAUUUUGAAAUUGAGUAUUAUUAAGACUUUUUUUUUCACCUUUCAGAUUUGUACUCUGAGUAUUGUUAUGUGGAUAAGAGAUUAGAUAAAUGUAAAGUAGAACCAUGAUGUAGAGGCUAAACAUGAGACAGAUGCUGUAAAAUUGUGUAAAUGUCACUUAAACGUUUACGUUUUUGGUUUGUGUUCAUGGUUUGUUUGUAUUUUGUAUAGAAUAGUGUAUUAUAGGUCAAAAGCAGUGUUAUUCUGUGAAAAUUCUAAUUUAAGAGAAAGUAAGCCAUGCAUGGUUCGAAUAAUAACAGAUAUAGCAGCAGGCGCCAUUGUCAUUAUAUUAGGGAUGUAAGGAGGGAGCCUGUGACAUCAUGAAACCCUGUGAAUUUCGCUUUUAUGUAAUGUUUCAUGUGUUUACGAAGCACGGACUUGAAACAACCAGCAUUGCAUCCAGCCACCCUGCACUCCUGCUUAAAUGGCCUUUGAUAUUAUAAUUGCACUUGCAUACAGAGUUUCACCCAUUGCUACAAGUGCCAUAAAUGUUGGUAUUGGGGGGAAAAAAAGCAUCUAGAAUGUGAAAAUUUGACCUCUAAAGUCCAAAAGGAAAAUGCAUUUACUGUACUUUGCAAUAAAAAGCUUUUAAAGCAACA